This is a messenger RNA of Arctia plantaginis, 318 nucleotides long. NCBI's taxonomy places the organism in Eukaryota, Metazoa, Arthropoda, Insecta, Lepidoptera, Erebidae. The record is from the annotation of a GenBank genome assembly.
AUGCGUCGGGGAUUUAUUUCUAUGCUCGAGUGCAGAAAGAUGCCACUACCAUUGUUAAAUUUAAUUAAAAGCAAGUACAGUGCCGAACGCUGGAUGACGGAUUAUAAUACCAAUGGUACUUUAUUUGUCUGCUUCUCGUACCCGCUACAAGUGGCUCGAAAUUUUCUUGCUGCCGAUCUGGGCUUGGGCGACCGCCAGAGGAAGAAUAGUAUCCGAACAAAUUGGUUGAGCGUGUUCAAAUCUGACGGGCUUGUCACUAAGGCAUUGUUGAAUCGUCCAAUGCCUCGCAAGGUUCUGCGGUUAUUUCGGCUCACGUAA